Molecule: messenger RNA, 1361 nt
Organism: Prunus persica (peach)
Lineage: Eukaryota; Viridiplantae; Streptophyta; Magnoliopsida; Rosales; Rosaceae
Product: auxin-responsive protein SAUR36
Exons: 1
Coding region: 481-999 (172 amino acids)
Biological process (GO): response to auxin
Source: RefSeq, a predicted model, not a curated record
UGCACUUGCGCUCUUCCUUCCCUUCGUACAAUUUUGACUUUUAUAAAAAUACACCUGUCCUCAGUUUCCCCUUUAUAUAUAUAGCCCUCUCUUCACCUCCCAAACACUUAAUUCUUUUUCAUCACCCACCUCCCUCUACCACCACCAGAUAGUCUUGAACCCACCAACAAAACCCAUAUCGAAUUCAAUUCAACACCAAAGACUGAAAAUUUAGCUAAAUUAACACUUUGGGUAUUUCAGAUCUUUGAUGAAAUACCCUCACUGCUAUUCUCGGACUUCAAAUCCAGGCCAUGUCCAAUAUACCCACCUCUCUCUCUGAAAUCUGCUUAACUCUUUCUCGGCUCACCAUGUCUGAGCCAGACCCUUGGCCUUUUUCCUGAACCCAGCUCUCUCUCUCUCUCUCUAGCAAAAAACCCAAAUCAAAUCUCAACCCAAACUUCAAAACCCACAAGCCAAUUUCCCUCUUUUUUUUGCCAAUCAAUGGCUAAGAUUAGAGGAUUCAAGCUCGGAAAGCGCCUUUGCCGGGUCACCCGGUGGUUCUUAUUCCGUAAUACCCGAACCCGAACUGGAUACUCCAUGCUCAACCCGGCUUCUCCCCCUCCUUGCAGCAACAAACCCAUGUGCAAGCUGCUCACUUGGGGCCGGAAGUUGUCCGCCGGAGCCAAAUCUCUGUGCUGCCGCAAAUCUGGGUCGGGCUACAAACAGUUGGGUCAGAACCCGGUUGAGACAAGCAAGCCUGUGACGGUUCCAAAGGGACACCUGGCUCUGUACGUGGGCCAAAACGACGGCGACUUUCACCGAGUUUUGGUGCCCGUCAUUUACUUUAACCAUCCCCUCUUCAGCCGGCUUCUGAGAGAGGCCGAAAAAGAGUACGGGUUUCAGCACGAGGGAGGGAUCACCAUACCCUGCCCGAUCUCGGACUUCGAGAGCGUCAAGACCCGGAUCGCCGCCGGGUCGACUCAGCGCAGGCUGACGUGGAAGCGCAGCGCCUCCCAUUAAGGCAGGACAAUGAAGGAUGAUGAUGAUGAUGAUGAUGAUGACGAUAAUAUUCCAAAUUGAUAGUGAUGUCGUUAGAAAUUUUUGUGGAGUUUAGUGGUCUCACUUUGUUUUUACUUUUUUACCCUUUUUAAAUUUUUGGAAUUUUCUUUUUGUACUUUUUGGUACAUGUGUGGUAGCUUUUUAGAUGUAUAUUUAUACAAAGAAUAUGGAUGAACUUUUUCUCUUUUAAUUCUUGCAAGUGGGGAUUUAAUGUGGUUGAUAAUGAUCAUGAGGUGAUAAUGACAGUGAUUAUUUCUUGGGUUUUGAUGUGAAAUGCAUCAAAUGGUAAUAAAAAUGAUAAUGAUGUCAAGACUUUGACUACU